Molecule: messenger RNA, 1845 nt
Organism: Tachysurus vachellii
Lineage: Eukaryota; Metazoa; Chordata; Actinopteri; Siluriformes; Bagridae
Gene: lcn15
Product: lipocalin 15
Exons: 7
Coding region: 78-659 (193 amino acids)
Cellular component (GO): cell surface; plasma membrane
Molecular function (GO): serine-type endopeptidase inhibitor activity
Source: RefSeq, a predicted model, not a curated record
UGGAAGAGCAUUCACAGUUUUGCAGCCUGAGGUUUGCUUUGUAACACACAGAAAGGGAGUCUGGAUUACAGUUUAACAUGUUGCUAGCUGUGGCGGUUCUGUGCAGCGUAGUGCUAUGGACGCACUCAUUCAACUCCACUGAUAUACAGCCCCAGGCAGAUUUUGACCUCGAAAAGUUUACAGGUGAAUGGUAUCGUGUUGGCUUUGCUUAUGACGACCCAGUAGUUAUUAAAUACAAAAGCAAAAUGCUAAUCUCAAGAGGCCAUCUGAUUGCUAAUGAAAAUGGAGGAGCCAACCUUACCAUGUGGACAAUGAAUAGCCAAAAGACAUGUGAUAUAAGUUCUUAUGUGUAUGAGAAGACAGAGGUUCCUGGAGCUUUCACUUAUUUCAGUCAACGGCACAAGAUUGAAAAGGACAUUACUGUGGUGGAGUCAAACUACACUGACUACGGGGUCGUCCUGAAAUACAAGAAUAUGAACAAAGAAUACUCUCAGCUGGCUCUCUAUGGCCGAAAGCCAGAACUCAGGCCGGAGGUGGUAGAACAUUUCAGAUCAUUUGCCUUGUCUAUUGGGUUUUCUGAGGAGGCCAUCAUAACACCAGCCAUUGUGGACCCAUGCCCCCUUCCAGAGCCAAGUAAUAUGACAGAAUUGCUGGAUUAGAAGAGUCAAUGUUCAUCGUUUCUUUGCUCAUCUUGCUCAUCCUCGUUAUCCACAAAAAUUCUGUGCAACUUUGUUGGUGCUUGUUAUUGUUUUCUAAUAAUGUUUAUGACUCUUAUGUACAGUAAAUACCAUGUAAUAACAGAGUGAAGCAGUCAUAUACUGUUAAUUCUGUAAAGUUAUGCUUAUGGAAUUUCUUAUUUUCUAUCAUUAGUUAAAACUAGUAAAAACAUAUUGCAGCAUUUAAUGUAUAGCCUGCGAUGUUUCUUCUUCUCAGCAGAGGUCAGUGUAGUAAAAUGCUCUAGUCAGAUCCAGCUGUGUCACAGAGUUAAUUUUGUCCUUUUGUUAAAACCUUUGAGGGUCUGAGAUUCUACAUGGAAGAAUAAGACAUCAUUAUCAUGCCCUUUUGUUCUAUAUCUUAUGGUGUUUUUUCUAGGCUGCAUUUAGCAGGGUUGCCAAGUCUCCUCUUUUUCUGUGGACUUUGGCCAGUUUGCAACCACAGGCUUAUUUUUCUGUCUACUGGUUGGGUUUUAGCAUUUAUUAGAAUAAUAAUGUCAAAUGUUUGCAAGACAGAUACUGAGGUUGAAUGGUUUUAUUAACUCAUGUUCUUUUUAAUCCAAAAUGACCCCUUUUUCAUUUGAACGAUGCUAACAAUGAUGUCUAUGUACUUUCCACUGCAAAGAUAUUAUAAAUAAUCAAUUAAAACAUGUAGAGGCAAAUGUAAUUAACAUUUCUCUUUAUUAGACUAUUUCUUGAUGUUUUGAUAUCAUUUUCUCCCAUGUAUAAUACCAAAAUGAUGUAGAAAGGUGUAUUAAACAUAAUUGUAAAUGUGAACCUUAAAGCUAAUGUUAAAAUAUGUCUCUUUCUUUCACUCUCUCUUAUUUCUUCUCCUACCUUGCAGCCUUCACACACCUUUGCCAUGCACUCUAUUUUGUUACUGUGUUUCUUUAAAUUCUGAAAUGAUAGUAUGAGAAUACUAGAAUGGGACAUAACGCUGAUAAAAGGCAAACAUAACGUGGUUUAAUAGAAAACGGUAAAUGCGUAAUGAUAAAUGCAUGUAUAUGGGCUGUGUUUAUGAUUAAAGUGCAGUGAAUAAACAUGUAAAAUGAUGUGUGUAAUAUGACCUUGACGUUUGGGGAAACUAUAUGAUGUCUCUUUGUAAAUAAUUCAAUAUGUUUUGCAACAAAAA